AGACGCAUGCGUACUGUCGUUCCAAAGCGCCAUCUUUGGGUCGGUUACUUCGAGAUCGAAUUCACCCAAAUUGAAAGGGGUGAAAAAGAAACCUAUGCUUAUUUCAAUUUGCACACUCUUGUGAUGGAAUAUUCAAAUGAUUAUUGAUAAAUGUAGACAGACUGUUUUUUUGGAUUAAUUCAGCUUUUAUUGCUUGUUCACAAUUGCCAAGCCUACCGUUAUAGGCCGUGUUUACAUGGUACACGUACAUUCCUUACUACCCGGAAAGAAGUGACACAUUCGUUUUAUGACUUGGAUGGAAAGAAUGAGUCGGAUUUGCAUAUAUAACUGGUUUACUGUGUUUUAAAAGUAUUUGUUAUUUGAAAGAAAUCAUCCAUUUAUUGAUUGGAACCCCUGAAUUUUGAAAGUUAAGUGGAUUGCUCUUUGCAGUUAUUGCAUCGGUGGAGAUAGGCCGCGGGUUAUUCAAGCAGCCUGAUAUCAUUUCCUCUGCAUGUGUGAAAUGAUACAUAAGUCUGCAGAGUGAGAAUCAUGCCGCCUGUCAAACCAGGAUCUUUUAAAAACACAGAAUAUGCUGGAUUAUUCUAUGAUGUCGACCCAGACAAAGUUUUCAAUGACCUCAGAGAAAUUGGCCAUGGAAGUUUUGGGGCUGUCUACUAUGCAAGAAAUAUUCAAAGCAAGGAAGUUGUUGCUAUCAAAAAGAUGUCCUUUACUGGCAAGCAAUCGUCUGAGAAAUGGCAAGACAUUGUCAGAGAAGUUCAAUUUCUUCACAAGCUAAGUCAUGCCAACUGCAUUGCUUACAAAGGAUGUUACAUCAAAGAGCACACAGCAUGGCUUGUUAUGGAAUACUGUCUUGGCUCGGCUUCAGAUAUAAUAGAAGUACACAAAAAGCCUCUUAAAGAAAGCGAGAUCGCCGCCAUUACCGAGGGUGCGCUAAAAGGCCUCGUUUUCCUUCACUCACACAACCGAAUUCACAGGGAUAUCAAAGCUGGAAAUAUACUACUUACGGAAAAUGGAAUCGUCAAGUUAGCGGACUUUGGUUCUGCUUCGAUGAAGGCACCUGCCAAUUCUUUUGUGGGCACCCCAUACUGGAUGGCUCCAGAGGUUAUUCUUGCCAUGGAAGAAGGCCAAUACGAUGGAAAGGUCGAUGUUUGGUCUUUGGGUAUUACUUGCAUUGAACUUGGCGAGAGGAAGCCUCCCCUGUUCAACAUCAACGCAAUGAGUGCCUUGUAUCAUAUUGCACAGAACGAACCUCCUUCUUUGUCAUCGGAUGGAUGGUCGCUGGAGUUCAAGGAUUUCGUGUCAGCCUGUCUGAAGAAGUCUCCUGCAGAACGACCCACUACAGAGCAACUCAUGACAUCCCCAUUUAUAAAGAAGCAGCGUCGGCCUAACGUGAUCAUGGAGUUGAUUGCAAGGACCAAGCAAGCCGUGCGGGAAUUAGACAAUAUGAAUUAUAAAAGAAUGAAGAAAAUCUUGGUAACAGAUGCGACGUCAGAAACAUCAGACGAUGUGUCGGAUCCAGGCGAUACCUCCUCGAUUGAUACAGAAUCGAACGGACCUAGGGAAAUGGACACAGAGGCUAUGAGGAAGCUAAGCAUUAACAGCAAGGGAAGCAGUGUGAGUGAGCAUGACAGCACGCCAAGCAGCCCAAGCAGCAGCACAGAAGACAUCCCAGGGGCAGUGCAAGGAAAUUCAGAGCCCCGAUCUGAGAGUCCGAUAUCAUUCUCCUUGUCAAGGGUGCCUAAUCCCAGCGAAAAUCGAGAAGAUAGGUUUGCUACUAUCCGACCUGCAAAUGUAGUUGCCAGGCAACAGCAAGAACACCAAGAAUCAGAUGCGUAUCGGGAACAACUACAGGGAUACAAGAGACUAAGACAGCAGCAUCAAAAGCAAAUUUCGAAUCUUGAGCAGAAACAGCAGGGUGAAAUGUUGGAGCAUAGGCGGUCGUUAGAACGGGAAUUUGAAACGCAGAUGCAUGCUUUUGAUAAAGAAAUGGAAAGGCUAAAAACGAAACACAGGGCUGAACUUGAGCAAAAGGUCAAGCAGGGUAUUUCAGAGGAAAAGAAACUGACGAAGACAACCAUGCAACAGCAAGAUGCAGAGCUUAGGCAUGUCGGUGUCACCGUGAAGAACGAAUAUAAAUAUGCGAAACAGCAGUUGAAAAAGGAAAUGUCUGAGUCGCCGAUCGAACGAAGACCAACGACUUCUCUUGUUGAACUUAAAGAGCAAUUCUCGCGACUGCAAAAACAACGGGAGACAGACAAGGCGCGGAAGCAGAGUGAGCAAUUUGAAUCCUCGCUAAGGAGUUUCAGGAGAGAACAGUUAAUGCAGAGGCAGACCCUUGAAAAGUCACUACUAAUCGAGGAAAUGAAUACAUUGCAAGCACAAAAGGACCAGGCUCACGGAAUGUUGUUACGUCAUCAUGAGUGUACGCAGGAUCUUGAGUACAAGCAGAUUCGUGGGAUGCAGAAACUGCGCUGGGAUCAACAACAGUAUCAGCAUCAAACAGAAUGGGACAACCAGAUGGAGUACAACAAGAAGGCUGAGAUGGAAUUGCAGAAGAAACACCUGUUGGAACUCAGACAGAGACCAAAGACCCUCAAGGCUCAAGAAAUUCAGGUCCGUAAACAGUUUCACGAAACUCUGAAAAUUCAGAAUCGACAAUACAAAAUUCUGCAGAAGCAGAAGCUGGCACAGACGCCUCGAGAACACCAUCGCGACAUCAUCAGGAAGUUCAAAGAAGACAGGAUACGCAAGAUGGCCGACCUAGCCUCUCAAUACGACUCUAGUUUGUCAGAGCUUCUUAGAAAACAAAAGGUACGUCUAGAUGAGGUCCAAGUUCAAGAACAAGGUUCUCUCAGAGCCAAGCUGCAGCAAGAGCAAGAUCUGCUUAGCAGAUACCAAGAAAGACAGACCGCUUUGUUGAAAAACCACAUCGAGAAGGAACUAGAAGAUCUUCAAAACCGCGUCACUCGCCGUAGAGCGUUGCUGGAAGAGAGGAUGUACGAAGAAAGUACUCGCCUUCAAGAUAUUAGGCAAGAAAGGCUACGCGACCUACAGGCUCGUCACUUACAGGAACUGGCCGAAUUCGAUGCCCAGGCAAGCAUGUUCUACCGAUCAUCGGAGAGUCCCCGACAAGUACGCUCGGCAAGUUCUCGCAGCAGCGUGUCUUUGUCCAGUAGUGGCAGCUUCACGUCGGGCUCAUUUGUCGUGUCUGGCAAUGGAGACGCGCGCGACCAGCAACGAGAACCUAUGCUUUCUGGUUUCAAAAUUUAAUAUCAGAAAGAUUUGUAAUACCAGUAAUUUUUACUCAUAAGAAAGCGUACGAUAUCGUCGAUGUUUUGAACCCGGCCUUCUACAGGACUCGUCAGAAACUUGAACUCGAAAGGCGCAGGCCGUAAAAUGUUAGAAUUUUUUAAUGAAUUUUUGAAUACGGAAAUUUAUGUGAAAUUUAACGGAGUAAUUCGAUGAUUUAAUUCUAGAAAGUGCCAAAAACGUGAAACUUUUCUUCAGUCGUCAUAAUAAUCAGGAACUGCUCGAGAAAAUUCCAACCAUUUAACUCAGCCACCAACUGUUUUUAUUCUAAUCUUCGUGUAAUUUUUGUCAGCAUGCUGUUUUAUCAACAAGGCAAGUGACAACCUUGUUAUUCACUCUUCGAGGGUUGUAUGAACAAUCUCCUUUUAUUUUAUUGAUAUUUUUGUAUGGUAGAAUUUAAUUUUACCCAACAGUCAGAUGCCCUAGCUAGUCGAGAACCCAAUAUUGAAGAUAGUGUGGUAACCUCCUAAUCGAGUUAGUUGGCCUUUCCGAUUGUUUGUCCUCUGCUCGAAUACGUUGAUUUUGAAUCCAUUGCGAAAAGUAUGUAACCCAAAAUAUUGUCAUAUUCUUGGGCAGUUCGUGGAGCCAAUACGGACUUGAGAUGAUGUGUCAUUCUUUCAUAUCUUUCGUUUUCUUUUUCUCCCGGCAGUCAGCCGUAGAUUCAUAGGUUUUCGUAGGCGCAAAGUUUGUGUUUGUUUGUAUCUAACAGACGGGAGGCCUUCAAAAACACCAAGUUGAAAGGCAAGGCUUGUCAUUUAGAAGCAAUAUAAUACCACCAAAUGGAAGUUUUUAUACCUUAGACUUAAACAUCCUAGCUUUUUAGUAGUUUCUAUCAAAAUUCUUGCUUUCCUAUGACGAAUGUUUUUAGCUAUUUGGAAGGCACUAUAUCCCGACACAUUUCGAUGGCCAUCUAAAUUCCCCAUUGGUUGGACUUAAAAACAGUUUCCAACAAUGUUUCCAACAACCCACCCUGCAUUUCCAGGUUAGUUUCCCAAACUUUAUCCCGUAGGAUUUUUUUCGGCAAUUGAUUCUUGUGCAUUUUGAGGGGGUUAUGGGCGCUUUUGAUUCCCGCAAUACACCCCAUUUUUCCUAUUAACCGAACUUGCAUUUAAGAACUUGUUGACAAGAAUUGCCUCAUCAGCAAAAUCGUGCUGCUUUAAGUGUUCUCUUAGGUAUUUAUUCUUAGUGGCACAUGCAUCGUUGAGUUCAGCCUUCUUCAUGGUUGUGUUCGGGAAAUCUGUAUCAUAGUACAUAUAUUGGUAGGAAAUAAUUAAUCUUCAUAUUUGAUGUGAAUUAAAUUCAUGUGCUGGCCUUAUCUAAGAUGUAUUUUAAAUUUAUUCCCUUCUUUGCGUAUUACUCGCCGUUCAAUAUGUCAUUUACUUUAUUUGUUAAAACUAUAUUCUAUCUUUUCACAGCGAUGCAAGUCAAA
Messenger RNA from Rhopilema esculentum, 4738 nucleotides. RefSeq names its product serine/threonine-protein kinase TAO1. Gene Ontology annotation, cellular component: cytoplasm. Gene Ontology annotation, biological process: protein phosphorylation. The record is from RefSeq and is a predicted model, not a curated record. Gene Ontology annotation, molecular function: ATP binding; protein serine/threonine kinase activity. Lineage: Eukaryota; Metazoa; Cnidaria; Scyphozoa; Rhizostomeae; Rhizostomatidae.